Messenger RNA from Miscanthus lutarioriparius, 528 nucleotides. Lineage: Eukaryota; Viridiplantae; Streptophyta; Magnoliopsida; Poales; Poaceae. The record is from the annotation of a GenBank genome assembly.
AUGGACAAGAUGCAGGGUGAGAUCACGGCACACAAGUACAAUGCCCUUGAGGCGAAGGCUCAGAUCCGCCGGGCCACCGAGAUGGAGAUGGGGUUGCGGGCUAAGAUCCACGCGCUGCAGCUCAGGACCACCGACGCCGAGGCACGUGCGCGACACAGCUCUGGCAUCAGUGGGUGCGGGCUCACGCAGCAGGCUGGUGAUGGUCUUAGCAACAUCAAGGAGGAAUAUGGAGAAGAAGUGGACCGCGAGGUUUUAGAAGAUGUCCUCGGAGCAAGGGUCAUAGCAGGCUGCAAGGUUCCAAAAGAGGAGGCAAAGGGAGAAGACGUGGCCGCGAGUCAUCAUAGAUGUUCGCAAGGGGAACAGCAUGCAAGAGCCACCAAGAAGGCUCGCAGGCAGAAGGGGACGUCCUACUACAAAAUGGUUUUGAACACCCUCAUGGAGAAACAGGAGCUUCUCCCAGAAAAGGAGGAGGCCUUUGCCAAGGAAGCUGCUGCCACUGCAUCCAAGCUUCUGUACCGCAGGUGCUAG